Messenger RNA from Vitrella brassicaformis, 2285 nucleotides. Lineage: Eukaryota; Vitrellaceae. The record is from the annotation of a GenBank genome assembly.
CCGCAUUCAUCCCCUGCCAGAGAGGUGAAAUGCAGUCGGCAACGCGUCGCGCCAUCUCAGUAGGUCGAAGUGGCAGCUGUGCAGCCGUCACGAGGCCAGAUCUGCCGCCUCCCUUCCGCGUACAGGCGCAUCUCGUUCGCCACAGCACGUCCCCAGCCGACAGCGCAGCUGACAAGGCAGCGCCAGGGUCAUCCGAAGGCGGAUCUGUCGGAUGUGGCGGAUCGGAUCCGUCCGCAGCGUUAUUGCCACGUGUUGAUCCAUGGAUGCUCAAGGCGUCGCGGUACCUGGAGAGGGUGUCGGGGAUGUCCUUCCCUCGAGAGCUCAUGGAGUUCCACUACUCAUGGGUGAGCGAGUCAGCGAGUCAGUGAGUGGAUGAGUGGAAAAGACGGAAGCGAUGGAAGAGCUUAUUUGCGUGUGUGCGCAGGUUAAGCUGCAGCGUACCCCGACCGAGUUGGACAAGGAGAGGGGGGACAUGAUCAGCCCUGCCAGGCAGGCAGGCAUGGUGCUGGUUCUGCGCGAGGCAGAGACCUACCCGCCACGGUCAAUCCAUCUCGUAGGUGUCCCGCCGGGCAUGGAACGGAGGUCAGGCCGACCAGCCACACACACAGACAGACAGACAGACAGACACUCCUGUUCAUCCGUCAUUCCAUCAGUAGCGAGCUGGUUCGUGAGGUGAUUGGCGAGGUGCGGCCUGGUGCCGUGAUGGUGGCGUGUGACGAGUCGAGAUCGCAUAUGCUCAACCCCAAUAGGACCAUUACACAGGUGAGCUCGAGUGCCAUCAACACAUGAGAGGAUUGGCCAAUCUUUGACAAUGUUUGUGCAGCGUGCCUCUGCGUCCCUCAAAGACCGCGUCAACUCGUUCAGGGUGACGAUAAAUCGAUGGCUGCAUGGCGCAUACACUGAUGUCUGUGCUGUCCUGUCCUGUGCUGUCCUGUGCUGUGCUGUCCUGUGCUGUGCUGUGCUGUGGUUGUGUGGUUGUUGAAUUUGCAGCGGCAGUUUCGCAGGGAGAGCACCUUGGAAGACGUCAAAGACAACCAAACAUGGAUGGACGCCAGGGGUACGCUACGCGGGGGCAGCCAGGCCACACACCUUACACACCUUACACACCAUCUGCCAUCUUUCUGAGCUGAUGUGCAGGUCUGCAUGUGGGUCAGGAGAUGGUGGAUGCCGUGUCGUCCGCCAAGGAGUGCGGGGCCACCAUUCUGCUCGGCGACCAGCCACUUGAACAAACAGCAAAGUACUUAGGCGGGCGGGCGGGAGGGCGGGAAGGACACCUUGUCGAUCGCUGGUUGGCUCUUGUCUUGUCUCGUCUCGUCUCGUUUUGUCCGCCAGGCGUUUGUUGGAGGCCGAGCAGGACAUGGGCAGGUAUCGGCUGCUCAAGUGGGUCAACUACAUGGUGCACUACAACACUGACGUACGUACGCAGGGAGGGACGCACUCGUUGCACCGCACCCCGGCCCACGCCACACAGGGGAGACAGACAGACAGACAGACAGGGGGGAUGUGUGUCUGGGAUGCGUGUGUUGCGUUCGUUGUUCAGACGACAUUCAGACAGUACUUCAAAGAGCAGGAUGACGACAGAAAGACGCUGUACAGCGACAGCACACACACAUCAGUCGCUUCCUGCCCUUGUCUGCCCUUCACGGCUGUAUGUGCUGUGCUGUGCUGUGAUGUGGUGCAGCUUGUGUCUGGAGGUGGUGGACACCCUCAGCCAAAUGAUGAGAAGCCAAGCCAGACCGGUAAGUCCGCUGCACCCAGAGAGAACCAGUGUCCCUCUUCUCUUCUCUCGUGUGUCAUGCGCUUGUAUCGGCGCAUGAGUGAGUGCAGCUGUUUGAUGCCCUGGUGAGCGAGAGGGGCGUGCACAUGGCAGACGUCAUCCGACAGUCAACCGAGACCAAGUCAGUCAGUCAGUCAGUACUCGCAAGGCACACCGAUGAAGCACCAACACCCAUUAUCCAUCCCUUCUCUUGACCACUGCCUUUCUGUUUUCAUCAAUCAGGGUGGUUGCGGCGAUGGAUUUGCUGCACGUGUCGGGUGUGGCGGCCAGCCUGGGCACGAGAUACGACAAGACCUCUUGCACACUCGUCCGCUUGCGUCUUUGACUGACUGGCGUGACCUGACCCCUGGAUGUGUGUCAAAGUGGCUCGCGUCGUGAGAGAAAGAUGCUGCCUGUUGUGUAGAUGGGAUGGAUGGAUGGACGGAUGGAUGACCAAACGGACGGUCAGCAGUUCAGAUGUGGGAUAUUUGUGGAUGACUUGAAGGUGGGCAUGAAAGUCCUGAGUCCG